Messenger RNA from Rhopalosiphum maidis (corn leaf aphid), 1486 nucleotides. RefSeq names its product platelet-activating factor acetylhydrolase-like. Gene Ontology annotation, molecular function: 1-alkyl-2-acetylglycerophosphocholine esterase activity. The transcript has 9 exons. Lineage: Eukaryota; Metazoa; Arthropoda; Insecta; Hemiptera; Aphididae. Bases 225 to 1433 code for a protein of 402 amino acids. The record is from RefSeq and is a predicted model, not a curated record.
UACUACAUAUUUACAUAUAUAAAUUAUAUAAACAAUAUUCUAACUAACCUCGAUACAUAUCCCCACUAAAAAUUGCCUAUUGGAUAAUGUUUUGUGAAACGUGUAGGAAAACCACUCAGUCACCGAUUUUGUUAACGUUCAACUGCAUACGUGAGACUACGCGCUAAUCCUACAGUGGUUUAAAAAUAAAUAGUUGUUUAUAAGACCAAGUGUAUACAUUAGCAAUGAAUAAAGAACAAUCAAAAAGGCUUCAUAUACCUUUUCCAACAGGUCCACAUGCAACAGGAUGUAUGGAAUUGAUGACAGAGUAUUCAGAGGAAGGGUGUUUUGCUAGGGUAUUUUACCCAACCAAUAUUCCAUCUGAUCAAUUGGAUAAAUACUCGGAUAAAUGGGUUCCAUGGAUUCCAAAUGAAAUGUAUUUGAAAGCAUUUGCCCAUGCUCUUCGUUUACCAUAUUUUAUAUUCAAGUAUUUUCCACCACUCAUUGGCCAAGCACCCUAUUACAUACCAACCAUUAGUGAUGCACCGAUAUCGGACAAAAAGCAAUCGUAUCCCUUUUUCAUAUUUUCACAUGGUUAUGCAGCUACGAGAUUCGUUUGCUCAGAUUUUUGUAACACUUUAGCGUCGUAUGGAUUUAUAGUCGCUGCUAUUGAACACAGAGACAAAUCAUCGCCUAUUACGUUUUACUAUGAUUCUCCAGAAAGUGCAGAGCAGGACAAUCCCACGUGGGUCGAUUAUCAACAUUUCCAUCAAACUAACAACUCAGAUAAUUAUAUCCUGAAAAACAGCCAAUUGAAAGUCCGACAUAGAGAAUGCACCAAACUUCUGAAUACAUUUUUAGAUAUCAAUGCAGGCGUCUCUGUGAAGAACGUACUCAAGUCAUCGUUUGAUCUAAAACAAUUCAAAAGCAAGAUUGAUAUUAACAAAAUAAUAACAUCUGGAUUUUCAUUUGGUGGCGCAACCGCAAUGUAUAAUGCAUGUUAUGACUGUCGUUAUAAAGCUGCUAUAAUUAUCGAUGGUUGGAUGUUUUCGUUAAAAUCAGAGCCAUUUUUAAACAUUCAACAACCAAUGUUAUUCAUCAACACACAUACAUUCAACUUUGCAGCCAAUAUAAGAUCUAUUCGCCAGUAUUACCAUUCCAAAGGUAUUCGGAAACUAUACACAAUAAAGAAAACUACUCACGAAAGUCCCACAGAUACAGCUUUCAUACAUGGUCACUGGUUAGACUUGCAGAUGCUGAAAAAACUGGAUGCUAAAACAGCAUUAAAUCUACAGAGUAGUCUCGCAGUGCAAUUUUUACACAACACAAUCGGUUGCCCGACAAACUCUGACAAUGCUCAAAUAUUUCUAAAAGAACAUGCUGACGAUUUAAUAGAAGACUUAAUUUGUUAUACAAAAAGAAUUAAAAGAAAGAUUGGUGUUUAUCCUUGGUGAAUAUUGUAAAUUUAUAAAAGAAAGAUAACAAUUAACUGGUUUUUUUUUUUUUA